UAGCCGCUAGGUGAACAUGUCGUCGGGUUACUCGGCUAACCAGUAUGAAAAUGCGUUCAACUCGCAGAAACUGCAAAAUUGGACCGUGCCAAAGCAUUUCAAGGAGAGGCCCUCAGCAGCACAGGGCCACACCAUCUUCAUUGCCAGUGACCGUGGACAUCUCCUACCAGGAGUGAAGGCUAAGCGUGGCAGUGCGUGGCCAGAUUUUAAGGGGACAUGGGAGCUGCCUGCUCAUCUUCCUCCUGCCUCCAUCAACCCCACGGCUCGCUCUGAGGAGGGCAGACAGCGUCUCACACACACAUACACACACUCCGGACAUGGCAUCCACACACACAGGGCUGCCAAAACCACCGCCGCUCCAGCUGCAGACGGCCAGACGGAAGGGGAUCAGACCUGCAAUGCCCCAACCUCAGAGAGACCAGUCACAGGAGAAAGACCAGUCACCGGGCAAUCGGGUCGUGGGGAGAGACCUUUGACUCAAGCCUCAGAGAGAGAGCAGUCUCUCACCCUGACAUACAGCAAGAGGAGAGAGCAGUCACUAGAGGAAACACCUCAGCUGGAGAGAGAAGAGCCACAAUAGGAAACACCUCAGCUGGAGAGAGAACAGUUAUCCAGGGAGAGAGAGAACCCUGUUCAGCUGCCCAAGAGAAUCACACACAGGGUGACUAGUAAAACAUAUCUACCUCCACAUCUCUCUUUCUCUCUCCAUCUUUCUCUCGAGCAGUCUCACACCCAGAAUAUAUUUUGUUUCCUGAUGUA
Molecule: messenger RNA, 759 nt
Organism: Salmo salar (Atlantic salmon)
Lineage: Eukaryota; Metazoa; Chordata; Actinopteri; Salmoniformes; Salmonidae
Gene: cfap126
Product: cilia and flagella associated protein 126
Biological process (GO): cilium organization
Cellular component (GO): ciliary basal body
Source: RefSeq, marked provisional